Elgaria multicarinata webbii is the source of this 1422-nucleotide messenger RNA. RefSeq names its product axin interactor, dorsalization associated (gene AIDA). The coding region runs from base 82 to 1062 and encodes 326 amino acids. NCBI's taxonomy places the organism in Eukaryota, Metazoa, Chordata, Lepidosauria, Squamata, Anguidae. The transcript has 11 exons. The record is from RefSeq and is a predicted model, not a curated record. Gene Ontology annotation, cellular component: membrane. Gene Ontology annotation, molecular function: phosphatidylinositol binding. Gene Ontology annotation, biological process: determination of ventral identity.
CUCCUUCCCUCCCUCCCUCCCUCCCCCCCACUCCCCGGCAGGGCCCCGGGGUGAGCAUGGUGCCCUAGCAGCGCUGGGACCAUGUCGGAAGCGGCCCGGAGCCUCCUGCAGCGCUGGGGCGCCAGCUUCAGGAAAGGGACCGACUUCGACUCCUGGGGGCAGCUCGUGGAGGCGAUAGACGAGUAUCAGAUAUUAGCAAGGCAUUUACAGAAAGAGGCCCAAUCUCAGCCCAACAACUCGGAAUUCACAGAAGAUCAAAAGAAAAUCUUAGCUAAGAUCGCAACAUGCCUGGAACUCAGGAGUGCAGCUUUGCAGUCUACACAGUCCCAGGAUGAAUUUCAGCUAGAGGAUCUGAAAAAACUAGAACCAAUCUUAAAGAAUAUUCUUACCUAUAAUAAAGAAUUCCCCUUUGAUGUUCAGCCUGUUCCACCAAGGAAGAUCUUAGCCCCUGGUGAAGAGGAAGACUUAGAAUUUGAAGAAGAUGAGGAGGAGGGUGGAGCUGGAGCAGGAUCUCCAGAUGCGUUUCCUGCCAGAGUUCCAGGCAUGGCUCCAUCGUGUAACCAUGUGCUACAUCAUUCAUCUAAUCCAGGAGCCAAUGAAGGUACUUUAUUACCCAGAUUGCCAUCUGAACCCGGGAUGACGUUACUUACUAUCAAGAUAGAGAAAAUUGGUCUUAAAGAUGCUGGGCAGUGCAUCGAUCCCUAUAUCACAGUUAGUGUGAAAGAUCUGAAUGGGAUAGAUCUGACCCCUGUGCAAGACACCCCAGUUGCUUCAAGGAAAGAGGACACAUAUGUUCAUUUUAAUGUGGACAUUGAGAUUCAGAAACAUGUUGAAAAAUUAACAAAAGGUGCAGCUAUUUUCUUUGAAUUUAAACACUAUAAGCCUAAGAAGAGGUUCACCAGCACCAAAUGCUUUGCCUUCAUGGAGAUGGAUGAAAUUAAACCUGGACCAAUGGUUAUAGAAUUGUACAAAAAACCCACUGACUUCAAGAGGAAGAAACUUCAACUGUUGACCAAGAAGCCACUUUAUCUCCACCUUCAUCAAACACUGCACAAAGAGUGACUUUUGUGAACUGAACCACUUGCCACAAAAACCAUAGUAGCUGCCUAUGUAGCACUCAUCGUUCAGGUGGCAGGGGGAAAAAGGCUGCAUUAACUCAGCUGGUCACAUGGGACCAACAUACGAUGCACAGCAGUGGAUCAGCAGCCAAGCCCACCACCCAAGUCCAGGUUUCUUUGGAAUGUAUAUUUUUAUCACAGAUGUUCCAAAGUGUGUCGUGAGUUUUUCCUAAUUCGGCUGGUUGUGUGAGUUCAGUUUGUAAUUUGGUUUCUACACCCAUAUCAGAACCCUUAAAGGCAGUUGGGAAGUCCUCAUCUGCUAAACCUGAUACAGCAAUAAAGAUGUGCCAGUAUCAAACUUUUA